Molecule: messenger RNA, 4984 nt
Organism: Vidua chalybeata
Lineage: Eukaryota; Metazoa; Chordata; Aves; Passeriformes; Viduidae
Gene: FBXO28
Product: F-box protein 28
Exons: 6
Coding region: 2140-3300 (386 amino acids)
Biological process (GO): protein polyubiquitination
Molecular function (GO): protein binding
Source: RefSeq, a predicted model, not a curated record
UAUUCUGUUUGGUGAUAUGAUAAAUGGUAGCUUAUAUUUAUUAAACAUAGAGCUGUAUCUAAAAACCUGAAAUUGUAUAAAUGAUAUGUUAAAAAAAAAAAAAAACAAAAACACCAUUCUUGAAACAAUGUGAAAUCCUAUAUGCUUAGGUAGGAUGAAAAACCCCAUUUCCUUUUAAAGCAUCAACACACUGCCAGCCCAAACUUCACGUGCCAAGUCACAAGUUCAUAAAAAAUUCUCCUGAGCGAAUUUUAAACUGCUGAUGGUGCAUGUGAAAGAUCAGGUCUGAAAACCAUGCACAAGAAUAAAACCCUUGUUGCAAGAUAGCAGCAUUGAUGAGUUGAGGGGAGGGAGCAAAACACUUCCAGAUCCAUAGAAGGCACACAUUGUUCUGCUCCCAAAAAGGAAAUAUUAAUUUCAGUGCACAUUUUUGGAGUGCCAUUAGGAUGACACACAUAAAGCCUUACCCUUGCCUUUGCCCUGCUCCCAAGUUAAUUCUUUUCCAGAUGCCUUUUAUUUUUUAAGAAAGAGGUUGCAGAUGAGUUUCUGAGGGGAGUGAAAGAAAUGGGUUAAGAUAAAACUUCAAAGAGAGGAAGCAUGGCUGAAAAGAAAUUUACAGAGGUGCUGCAGGCAGCUAAUUCUUUAGUCCUGUAAUAUUUUAAGCUGCACUACCUUGGUGCAGGUACUGAAAGAAGUGGUCUCAUUCUCACCAACCAUUUGAUGUCUUUUUCCCACACACUUUGCUACUAUCACUCUUGGCAUUUGUUUGGUGAUUUCUUCUGGCAAGUCAGUCUUCAGCAGCACCAUUUCCCCAGUCAAGCACAGACACCCAACACUGAUGAUGAGAAACAAAGCAACAGCAGCAGCAGCUGAAGGCACUGAGGAGACUGGCACCAUACUUUUCAAAGGCUGUGCCAACUUCUGUCAGGCUAAAAUGCUUGUGAAACCGAGGUGUGCCUGUUCUCAGAAGCACCAGGGAAUGUUCUAGAAACAGCCCUUGGUUCCAUCCCUUUGUUGUCCCAGCAAUCUGAUCCAGAACCCUCCUUAACAUACAGGAUAAAGGGCAAAUAAAGGAGCAGGGUUUGUUUUAUUCUGGGUGUUCUGCCUGCUCAGUUAUGGCUGCUUCCAGGCAGUGGUUUUCGGGCUGCAGAGGGUUUUGCCAGCUGGCUCUGAUCCCGAAGGCUGGCAGCGGACCUGCAGCCCCCCUGGCUGCUGUGGCUCCCCCUGCCAGCAGAGUAGGGGCAGCUUAGACACCACCCACAAAAGGGGCGCUCACCCAUCCAUAGGUAAAAUACAGCAGGCUGGAUUACUUUGUACUGAGGAUGUAGUUUUGUCUCGCUUAGGAGCUACAGGGGUAUUUUCCGCCCUGUAGCUGCCUCGCUGUAAUCCAAGCAGAUUCUCCCAGUAAAUCACUGAGCUGUGCGCGCGGAGCACUGCCGGACUCCUGCGCAGAGCACCCAAGGAGUUUUGGGAGGUCUUUCCCACAGAGUUUCCUCAGAGGGGCAUGGAGAGGGAGGCGCUCAUCCCUUCUCUCCGGCCUCCAGCCGUAGCACACGAGGGGAUGCUCUAAAGCCGCCUUGGGGCAAGUUCAGGUUGGAUAUGAGGGAAACUCCUCAAGGAGAAAGUGGGAAUCCUGCAUGGGAAUCACAGAAUCGAUUUUUUUUUCCAAUCCAAUAAGGUUUGGAAGGCACCUUUGGAGAUCACCAGUCCAACUCCCUGCCCAGGCAGGGUCACCUGGAGCCGGUGACACGGGAACGUCCUCAGGUGGGUCUGAAUGUCUCUUGAGAGGGAGACUCCACAACCUUCCUGAGCAGCUGUUCCAGUGCUCUGCCACCCUCAGCUUAAAAUAUUCUCCCUCGGGUUGGCGAACUUCUCGUCUUUUAGUCUACGGCUCUUGCUCCUCGUCCUGUCUCAAGGCACCAGCGACAUGAGUCGGACGCCAUCCCUCUGGCACCCGCCCGCGAACGGCUCCCCGGGCAGCGGGGGGAGACCCAAGCCCUCAGGAGCCGCAGUAGCACUGGGGUUCCAUUUCCCUCACUCCCUGCGGGAAUGCCGGGGCGGGGCCGCCCGUGACGGCUGCGGAAGAGGCGUCACAGAGAGGCGGUACCGUCCCCCCGCGGAGGAAGGACGGGCUGCAAGAUGGCGGCGCCGGAGGAGCGGCUCGUGUCGGAGGGCGAAGGCGGCGCCCCGGGCUCGGCGCGGCUCUCCCCGGCCCCGCUGCCGGAGGCUGCCGAGCCGCUGGCGCCCAUGGAGCCGCCACCUCAGAGCAACACGCUCAUGGGGCUGCCCAUCGUGGCUAUCGAGAGCAUCCUGAGCUUCCUGUCCUACGAUGAGACGAGCCAGCUGCGCUUGGUUUGUAAGCGAAUGGACUUGGUUUGCCAGAGAAUGUUAAAUCAGGGAUUUCUGAAAGUGGAAAGAUACCACAACUUGUGUCAAAAGCAAGUUAAAGCUCAACUUCCAAGACGGGAGUCAGAAAGGAGAAACCAUUCAUUAGCUCGCCAUGCAGACAUCCUCGCUGCUGUGGAAACGAGACUCUCUCUCCUAAAUAUGACUUUCAUGAAGUAUGUGGAUUCCAAUCUCUGUUGCUUCAUACCUGGAAAGGUAAUAGAUGAAAUUUAUCGAGUGCUAAGAUAUGUAAACUCUACAAGAGCUCCUCAGAGAGCUCAUGAAGUUCUUCAAGAACUAAGGGACAUUUCCUCCAUGGCUAUGGAAUAUUUUGAUGAGAAGAUUGUUCCAAUACUGAAAAGAAAGAUGCCUGGGUCAGAUGUAUCGGGACGUCUAAUAGGAACUGCCCCAGGAACUUUAUUAGAAUCAACAGUUCCAAGCUCAGAUUCCAGUAUGGUUUUAGUGCUUAGGAGGAGUGAUUCUAAAGAAGCAUGGAAAAUAAAUUCCUUUCUUCUAAAAUUUCCAGGGCCUUCUGCAGCACUGACAACAAUGCAGCUGUUCUCCAAGCAGAGCCCUUCCAGGCAGGAAGUCACCAAGCUGCAGCAGCAGGUGAAAGCCAAUGGCACGGGCCUGACAGCGCUAAAGCGGGAGAUCUCGGAGCUGCGCGUCAAAGUGCAGGAGCAGCAGAAGCAGCUCCAGGAUCAAGACCAGAAACUGCUUGAGCAAACCCAAAUCAUUGGGGAACAGAACGCCCGCUUGGCCGAGCUGGAGCGCAAGCUGCGAGAGGUGAUGGAGAGCACAGUAGGGAAUUCUUCAGGUUCCGGCUCAAAUGAACAAUCUCCCAGGAAACGGAGGAAGGCGGUGGAUUCCACAGACUGUCCUAGGAAAUCUAAACGCCUUCGGAACAGAAAAUAACUGGGGAGGAAAUGGCGCCUUCAGGAGGAUACACUGCUCUAGUAGCCCAAGCAGGCCUGCUUGUUUGGAUACUGUGACCAGCUUCAUGGUGUCACUUAGGCUGCUGGCUCUUCAAAACACCACUUAGACUUGAACAGUGAUUUUCUUUCAUUGACUUUUCCCCUGCUUUCUAUAUGGGUGGGCCUAAUGCACAGAAUCUUUAAGAUUUGCAAUAGCUACAUACUAACCAGACCUGCUCUGUUAUGUUUUGAAGGGUUAACCUUUUUUUUCCGUGCAGAUGUGUUUUAAAGUAAACUUAUUUGUGUUUAUGCAUAUGUUCACAUGAAAUCUUAAAUAAAUUGUCUUAACUGACUAAAUGGUUAAGAGUAAAAACAGAUGUCCUGUUCACUUGAAGGAAAGAUCCGCUUUUAAAACCUUGUUUUACUUGACCUUUUUUGUUACAAGUGACCUUGUCUGGAAUGUCUGAAAAGUACUUAAUACUUUUUGGGGUUCUCUGUAAUGAGUAAAACUGACUUCUUAAGCUACAGUAUUGGCUAUAUAUUUUUGUAAACUUCCAUGGAAGGGCCUUCUAUCCAGUCUUCAUAUGCACACACCCUGGUUCUAGGUCUUGGGAGCCAUAUUCUACAUUUGCAUGAAUAGAUGCAUGUACAGCUUAGUCAGCCUGCCAAAAGCACUUGCCUUGAAACUGUUCCAAACUCUGUGAGAGAGCACAGAGACCUGUCAAGCAAUUCCUUUGUUCCUCAGCCAUAACUCAGUCUCUGCUUUCAGCACAGUGGCUUCCUUGCAGUGAGGUGGAGGGAGGUGAGCAGCAGGAGCAUUUAAGCCUGGGCUGUGUGGCUGCCACUCGCCCUGCCUGGAAGGCAGGGAUUUAUUGUUAGCCAAAGCUGGAGAGACUGCCUGUGCGUCACUUGGGUCAUGGGCCAACACCGAACACCUACAAACUGUCCCUGGAGUCACCAAGCUCUGGGGACAUCAUUUGAGUGAAAUGCUGUAUUAUGGUAAAACUUAAACUAUUUUAUGUGUCUGUGUUGGGGUUGGGGUGGAAAUUUCUCUGUAACACUGAUGACAAUAUUCUAAGCUUUCCUUAUCAUAAAAGGUAAAUCACUUCAGACAGAGCUUUAAUUUCAUUUGCACUUCUGUUUUGAGCUUGUAACUGGAAAAGCAUGUCUUGCACUGUUCAGUCUCUCUGGUCACUUUAACCACCUCAGAGUUGUGUACAGUGAUUAUUUCCCCCCUACCAUCUGUAUAUUUUUGGAACCUUUUACAAAUACCAUUGUCCUUGGUUUUGUUUUAAUGUACUAAACUAUGUAGCUUUAUAAUUUGACUUAUGUUUUCUUUUUUUAACCAGCUGCUGCUUUGUCUUUAGGUAGUUCUGAAUUCAACUUGGUAUGGCACUGAAAAUGCAAAUGCUGCAUUUGUAGCUGUUCAUAAUCUUGAUAUUACUGCUGUGGGUUAAAGUGCAAGUUCAUUUUGUAUGGCUGUCUGCAUAACCUAGUGGCUGUAUUUAAAACACCCAACAAAUCAGAAGUUGUCUGGUCAGAUAUUAUAUAAUUGUGGCAAACUGACAUUUUUCCUGAAACUUCAGCUGCAAUUUUUACUCCUAUAACACAGUAGCUUGUACCAGAAGUAACAUUACAUAUUUGACAGACAUUUAGCUUUCAAAUAAACUUCUCGAGUAGUUUGA